Auanema sp. JU1783 is the source of this 615-nucleotide messenger RNA. The record is from the annotation of a GenBank genome assembly. Lineage: Eukaryota; Metazoa; Nematoda; Chromadorea; Rhabditida; Rhabditidae.
AUGUUUGAACGCGCGUCGAACCAAGCCUUAUUACAAAAAGUUUCUCCAUACUGCAUGCUUAUGGAGUGUGAUGGUCGUUGGAUCUCCGCAGUUGUUAUCGCUGAAAGUUUUGCUGUUUCCGCACUUCACUGCGUACCGGAGAGCUUUCGACGAAAUGGCACGCCGAUGGUUCUAUAUGAUGAGCAGGGAGAGCAGCACAAUAUGCAUGUACAUGGCGCAAGCAUGAUUUCGGAUUAUAUUGUUUUAAAGAAAGACAAUGGAGUGUUCAACAGUGUACCAGAACUGACGUUUCCGCAGCUUAUUGACAAGUAUAUUGUCAUGGGUUGCGCGUUCGGUGAGAAGACUAUAUCUGUCCGCGUUGGGCACAUCUCUUCGGUUUCUAACGGUUAUCGUGGUUUCUUCUACGGUGGUAGUAGAGGUCUUCCUGGCUUCAGCGGAGGUGGCGUUUUCUCCAAACAAAACGGUUUUUUGAUGGGAAUUGCAAAAGGAAGCGAUUAUGAUGGACAGGAGACGAGACAGUUCGGUGACGUACUGGAGAUGAUUUCCGCUCCAGUCAUUCUUGGUCAAAUCGAAGCCUUCGGUCGCCAGCCGUUCUUUGUUAACCCCCCUGUUUGA